This is a messenger RNA of Oldenlandia corymbosa var. corymbosa, 1528 nucleotides long. Lineage: Eukaryota; Viridiplantae; Streptophyta; Magnoliopsida; Gentianales; Rubiaceae. The record is from the annotation of a GenBank genome assembly.
CGAGUUCAAUGAUUUCAAAUUGGAAAAAUGCCAAAAAUCCGAAAGAGAAAACAAGCCCAGGAAAAAACUUCAUCACCAUUCCCCGACCAUCCACGACCCACGCCGGAAGAAUGCCGAGCCGUCAGAGAUGCCCUUUUGGAGCUCCAUGGUUUUCCCCAAGAAUUCGUGGAGUACCGUAACCUAAGAGCAAAUGUUGCUGCUUCUGAGAACUCUUUGUUACCGGAAAAUGAUUCUGGGAAUCCAUCCAAAGAGACUGUGCUGGAUGGUUUAGUAAGCACUAUACUGUCACAGAACACCACUGAGGUUAACUCUCGUAGGGCAUUUGCUUCUCUCAAGUCUGCUUUCCCCACUUGGGAAGAUGUUCUUGCUGCUGGGUCUAGGCAUCUUGAGGAUGCCAUAAGAUGCGGAGGUCUGGCACCGACUAAGGCUUCUUGCAUAAAAAAUAUAUUGAAUUGCCUGUUACAGAAAAGAGGAAAGUUAUGCUUGGAGCACUUGAGACACUUAUCUGUUGACGAAGUCAAAGCAGAGCUGGCCCAGUUCAAAGGAAUUGGUCCAAAAACGGUUGCUUGCGUCUUGAUGUUUCAUCUUCAAAAAGAUGAUUUUCCUGUGGACACUCAUGUGAGUUUCUUGUUUUACAAUACAUAUGAUGUUCUUUUUCUGGAGUUUAUUUCAAUCAUUUCAUAGUUGUAAGUAGUAAUGAGCAACACCUACUGCCGAGCCGCCAAUAAAAUUAUUGCAGUUCAUGUUCUUUCUUGAGGAACUAUUGUUUAUUUUUAACAUUGCUGUAACCUUAACUGUUGAAUCCUGUUUCUUAACAGGGAAGCUCGCUAACUGCAUGCUAUUUGUAUACACUCAAAGCAUUUUCUUAUCAUAGCAUAUCAUUUUAGGUUUUCCAUAUUGCUAAGAGGAUUGGCUGGAUACCUGCCGUGGCAGAUGUGAAAAGGACUUAUAUUCAUCUGAAUUGUCGGAUUCCAAACAGCCUAAAGUUUGACUUGAAUUGUCUCCUGUACAUCCAUGGUAAGCUUUGUGAGCAGUGUUCGAGAAAAGGAAAUCACGGUGAAGGAAAGAAACGUAAUGGCGAAAGUUGCCCAUUACUUACCCGGGAUCAUUCUCAUUUUUGCCUGACAAACUCAAAAUAAUCAUAGAGGAGACGGGCGGUUGGAAUGUUUUCCACUGGGUCGUAAUUCUCAUCAAAUGAGCACUUUGGAAACAAUGGUUUAGGUCAAUUGAUGCUUGGAGUGAUAGGUGCAGAAUUUUGAAGGGCGAGGGAGAAGUUUAGGAUUACAGCCCUCUAAGGUGGCAUGUUUUGCCACUGCUACUGUAGGCUUAGUAGACAUAUGGACAAGUCUAUUUAUUCCCAUCCCAAAUGGAUGAUUUAUAACCUAAGCAUAUUGCUUCCAAAACAAAAAAAAAAUAUAAAAAGGAAAUGGCACUAAAGGAAACAGUUGCUAAUUUGGAAUUUACUUCCUUUCAGAUUUUUGUUACUAUUGGCAUGUUUGAAAAUCUGUAGAUAUCUCUCUAUACCAAU